GGGCUGUCUACGUUACAUACCGGGAUUACGGAUAAUUAUAUAAAGAAAUCUCGAUGGUACAACAAGUGGGGGGGAGUGCAAAUGACAAGCCGCCCAAACGUGGGCUGUGGCGAGGCCUAAUCCUUGCCUUCGAUGAGCCAAUAUGAGGCCUGGAAGAUCAGGAAAUCACUCGCCACGCUGACAGUAGCCUUAGCCUAACCAUUUAAUAAGGUUGAUCUCCUCUUAUUGCAUGUACAAAAUCCUGAGCAUCAAAAACUCAGUACUGACCAAAAAUUGGUGCCUCUCGCCGUCCCACGCAUGUUAUGUCCAUAAUGGAAGAGCUAUUGGCACUCGAACGACGGAGGGAGAGGAAUAGGGUAGCACAACGAAGACAUCGUGAAAAUGCAAAAACAAGUACCAAAGGAACGCGGCCACAGGUGGAAAGAAGCGGAUUCAGCAACCCAAAAUCGCUACCUCAACAGAGAAUCUACCCGGGGCAGGCAGCAAACCGAAGUAGCAUAUAUUCAAGGAGCAGUGAUCAGGACGGCCUGCCCUGCUCAGCUGAUGUCGGGUCCGGCCUACAAUACAGCGUGGACUCCAAGUCAGCACAGAACCUAUUUUCCGACGCACAGUUUUCACCCCACGCCUCAGAAUACAGUCAUAUUGGCCCGACAUGGCCUGAAACCCUCCAAUCAGGCCCCUCCCCUUUUACCAUGGAUACAGUAUUCUCUACCAGCUCGAGCAAAGCCAUGGUCGGUCCCAGUCUCUGUGCUAACUGCCACGCUUACGGCAAACCACACGAUUCGAGCGCAACGAUUACCUCGUCUGCGAACACGACAACCUGGCCGGUAGGCCAAGAUAGAGAUCAGGACCCGGCCCGCGUUACUGGAGUAGGGUCCAGAAUCUGGACGACUCCCCUCCAUAUCUCUGUCACCCAGGGUCAUCUCUGGGCUGUGCGCCUCCUUCUUGAUCGAGGCGCCGACCCUAACGCCAUUGACGGAGCCGGCUCCACCGUGCUUCAUACGGCCGUCCAGAGCGGUCACCACACCAUCGUGCGUGAGCUGCUUCGACAUCAUGCGGAUCCAAGUUCCAUGGACUUGAUAGGGUGGCUACCAUUGCAUUAUGCUGCAGAAGCGGGCGAUGAAAACUGCAUGCGGGCUUUGCUGAAGGCAGGUGGGGAAUAGAAAUUGAAGGGUGACAAGCAUUACUUUCGGUUGAGGCUAAGUCAUUCGAAAGUUUGACGCUGCCCGGUGUCUAUUUUGCUGCUAGAUCCAUUGUGAAUUAGUGUCAUAGAUCUUUGAUAUGAAACAG
Penicillium samsonianum is the source of this 1290-nucleotide messenger RNA. RefSeq lists its product as uncharacterized. NCBI's taxonomy places the organism in Eukaryota, Fungi, Ascomycota, Eurotiomycetes, Eurotiales, Aspergillaceae. The record is from RefSeq and is a predicted model, not a curated record. The transcript is spliced from 3 exons. Bases 303 to 1163 code for a protein of 286 amino acids. Gene Ontology annotation, molecular function: protein binding.